Molecule: messenger RNA, 1398 nt
Organism: Suillus plorans
Lineage: Eukaryota; Fungi; Basidiomycota; Agaricomycetes; Boletales; Suillaceae
Exons: 7
Coding region: 1-1398 (465 amino acids)
Source: RefSeq, a predicted model, not a curated record
AUGUCCCAUCCCCAAAGUUCUCGCUCUACAAGUGGCGAAGUCCCAGUGAUACCCGAACUCGAAAUACAGCCUCCCUCCAGCCCGACAUCAUCGUUGAAUGAGCCGAUUAGUGCAGGAGUUCGUCGACGCAGGGACAGCAGAACUUCGGAUCCCAUCAAGCUCACACCCCAAUGCACGAAACACUUGAAAAUGUAUGCCAAGAAGCUGUGUGAAGACAAUGAUGUUCCAACUGGAGAAGUCAUGUGUUUCAUUGAUUCUGGCGACAUUUUCUAUAUGCUCAUAGACCUGAAGGUUACCCUCAUCAAACUUUGCGAAGGAAACAAGGCCAGCAAAAUGCAAGAGUUGAAGGAUGCCUUGGAAUCGAAGGACUUUGAGAAUGGACUAUUCAACCGAUUGUUUGCAUGCAUGCUGUCGCCGAAUAUCAUGGCAUACGUCACUGAUACUCAGUCUCAUAUAAUGGACUUCAUUACCAGUCAUUGUGAUGUCUUCAAAAUCCCCCUUGGAAUACUCGAGGACGUCGAACUCAGAGCUCAGCUGGGCAAGUCGGUCACAAAGCUACUUACAAGUAUUCGUAGCGCCAUCAAGACUGCUGCAAGUUUCUACUUUUUUGCUGCGACCUUGAUUAUAAUAAUUGCUGUGGCACUCGCACGCAGCGGAUCUGGCAUGGAAGUUGAUUCUACGCAUUGGAACAGGGUCGCUCUACUGUUGGUACGGGGACAGCGACAUCUUCUCCGGAUUUUUCUCAUUGGCAUCAGCGAUUACAAAAGUGCCUCCCUCGAAGAAUUAUUCUCUGCUUACCUUCUUCCGUCACUCAAGCAGGACAUGCGGGCCAAAAUCGGAUGUGAACUUGAUGUCAACAUCGAACAGCUUGAGAGAGAUUUGUUCAACGAUAAUCGCGCGCCUGGGUUCAAUGAUCAAGCCCUCCCAGAAACUCGAGCCAAUGUCAAUUGUGCACCCGGUGUUAGGAAUACGAAUGGUACUAACCUGGAUGGCGAAGAGCUUGGGGACCAAACUCGAGCACAGCUGGAUGGUGGGGAUGCUGACGGAGAGGACGAGGAGUUGAAUGGGCCUGGGAACAACAUUGAGAGUACCACAGUCUUACAGGACGACCCACUCGAUUCUGGAUUCGGACUGGUUGAAGGUAUUCCGGCACAAUACAACAAUACCAUCAGAUUCUGGAACUUUGUCGACCACUCACUCUUAACCAUGCGCCAAACAGUUAAGGAGUCCUUCCCGAUCCCUGCCGAGCAAGAGAAGGAGUUGCAGAAGUUGUUUAUCGAAAUAUUUCAAGCUGAUCUCGCUGAGUUUCCUGGUGGCAAGAAGGUCUCGAAACUAAUUUCAAAGACGAAUCCUCGUUGGCAGACUGCUAUUCAAAACGGACUCAUUUGGGCCACAUAA